This is a messenger RNA of Penicillium manginii, 657 nucleotides long. RefSeq lists its product as uncharacterized. NCBI's taxonomy places the organism in Eukaryota, Fungi, Ascomycota, Eurotiomycetes, Eurotiales, Aspergillaceae. The transcript has 4 exons. Bases 1 to 657 code for a protein of 218 amino acids. The record is from RefSeq and is a predicted model, not a curated record.
AUGUCCGUCCCUAGCAACUAUGAAGAACCCGGUGACGACGAGAGCCGCAGCGAGAAGAGCCACGAGGACAAAAGCCACGACGAUGAGAGCCACGACGAUGAGAGCCAUGACGAGGAGAGCCGUGACGACGAGAGCAGUGAUGACGAGAACACCUACAGGCACAACACCUAUGACAUAAAUGCAAAAGUCGACCUUCAAAAAACAGGCAUAAAGCGUUGCGAGAUGCGUCUGGAUGAUCCAGUACGUUUUGGAAUCAUCGGGCACUGCAUCCUGGGAUGUGCAUGCUGUCAACAGAUAAAUGACUACUACCCUAAAAUAACCGCACUCGAUGCAUCUAUCGACCGGGAAAGGCUGGCCCUGGAGAGCGAUAACCCGUUUCAUCGUCUUCGGAUGGCGGACCCGCAGGUCCAGUCUCAGGUCCAGCUAGUAUCGGCUUCCACUGACCGGGAGUUUCCGCCGGGAAAAGCAGUCGACCCCGAGUCAGUCGAAGAGCAGGUGAAUUCAUGGCAUUCGGAUUCCACGGUGACAAUGACUGAAGACAAGGUUGCCAUCGGAGAAGAAGACCUGGUCGGAGAAACAUCUGAUUCGAACCCGCCCUCGAACGAGGAAGAGGGGAAGUCUGGUCUUGGGGGCUGGUUCUUUCCGGCACGCAAGUAA